Molecule: messenger RNA, 1647 nt
Organism: Salvia miltiorrhiza (redroot sage)
Lineage: Eukaryota; Viridiplantae; Streptophyta; Magnoliopsida; Lamiales; Lamiaceae
Exons: 5
Coding region: 1-1647 (548 amino acids)
Source: RefSeq, a predicted model, not a curated record
AUGAAUCAAGGCCAACAAAAUGUUAUUGGAGGAUGGAGAAAUCAGCCGAACGCUGGAUGGGGAAAUCAAAACUUUGGGGGGAAUCAAUACUGUCGACCACCCCAAGUAGGCUACCAACAACAACCACCUUACUUCCCACCGCAGCAAGGCUCCUCUCAACCAUAUAGACCGCUAUACCAACACCAACAAUCAGCUCCGCAGCAGAGUGCACAGCCCAUUCCACCACAGAAAACAUUUCUCGAGGAUACCUUGCAAGCCUUCAUGGAGAUUAGUAAGCAAAAUAUGGAGAUGACGAAACAGAAUAUAGAGUCUCAGGCAUCUACCAUAAAAAGGCUUAAACCAACUGUCGGGCAACUUUCCGACCAGAGCAGAGCAGCCAAACUCUACCUUCACCAGAGCAGCGGAACAAAGCCAGGCCAGGGAAAUCAAAAGCCAGGCCAGCGGAACCAAGCCAGGCCAGCGAAGUCAAUCUCCAGAGCAGAGGAAUCACUUCGCCAGAGUUGCCGAGCUUGGCCCAGCCCAGACCAGAGUUCCGCUCUGACCAGCCCGACUGAUGGAGAGAAGGUAGACCAGCAACAGGAAGGAGAGAAGGCGAAGGAGGUCAAGCUCCACAAAGCUACUACACCCUAUCGACCACCGGUUCCUUUUCCAAACAGACUGAGAAACGAGAAGCAGGACCAACAGUUUGAGGAAUUCUACAAUAUGUUGGCCAAGGUAAAUGUGAAUUUGCCUCUUCUUGAUGUGAUCAGAAAUGUGCCUGCAUAUGUAAAAUUCUUCAAGGAUUUGGCAUCUAACAAGAGAAGAUUUAGCGACAAUGAGAAGGAGCAGGAAUGCGCGAAAGUUUGCGCUGGAUCAGCAGACAUGGAAGAACUAGCUCGGGAAGUUGAAGAGUUCAGCGCUGCUCUGCCCAAUAACCCUGCAUUGCCCAAACUUGCACUGCCCAGCUUAGAGGAUGAGUGUUGUUCAGAGCGGCUGAUAGAUGAACAGAUGGAGGCAAAGAAACCAGCACUCGAAUUGAAGGAACUCCCAACCAAUCUCAAGUACGCCUUUUUAGAAGACGGAGAUGAGAAGCCAGUCUUCAUCUCGUCUACUCUGACUCUCGAGCAAGAAGCGGCGCUGCUCGAGGUGUUGAAGAAAAACAAAGCAGCGCUGGGAUGGAGCCUAGCUGCCAACUAUGACUUGAACUCUGCCGUGAAGCAGCGCACAUUGCAAAUGGAGGAGUUAGAUGAGCUACGCAACGAGGCGUACGAGAAUGCGAGGAUCUACAAGGACAAAGUGAAGCGACUACAUGACCGCCGCAUCUGCCAUAAGAAGCUUUGCCCCGGGAUGAAGGUACUCUUGUUCAAUUCUCGACUGAAGUUGUUCCCGGGUAAGCUGAAAUCUCGAUGGAGUGGUCCGUUUUUACUUAAGGAAGUGUUUGAGCAUGGUGCCAUUGAGCUAUUCAAUGAAAACACGAAUGAGAGCUUCAGAGUGAACGGCCACCGAGUGAAGCCAUAUUACGAGCACCAGAGCUCAGCGCUGCACUUUGCCACCGCUGCACUUCUCCCCGCUGCACUUCUCCCCGCUGCACUUUGCCACCGCUGCACUUCUCCGCGCUGCUCUGUCUGCACUGACCGAUUCAGCGUGGCACUCUCCACUCUGCCGUAG